This is a messenger RNA of Cylicocyclus nassatus, 618 nucleotides long. The record is from the annotation of a GenBank genome assembly. Lineage: Eukaryota; Metazoa; Nematoda; Chromadorea; Rhabditida; Strongylidae.
AUGUCAAUUCGGUAUUCGCGACGGAUAAGUUCUAUAUUUUGGAUUUCCUUACAUAUCUGGUGCUUGUGUCUGUUUUAUCCAACUAUGGGUUGUGUACCUACACAAGGAACAACCACGACCACAACACCGUCGACAACUACCACAACUACCUCUGAAGAAACGACUGGUACCACUACCAUCGUUUAUACUACUUCAACUACAGCAACACCGAUAACUACCACAACUACAGAAACACCAACAACUACCACAACCACAGAAACACCGACAACUACCACCACUACAGAAACCACAACUACAACCACUACAGUUCCUGCGAACUGCUGUCCAGCGCUGACACAGACUCUGACAACGAGUGAAUUCCCCGAUGGUCUAAUGACCUUCACUUACGAUGACGAUGCAUGUCGUACAACGGUGGUAGCAACAUGCUCGCAAACUGAUCCAGCAUUCGACUUAUACGCCGGAAUUGUUGCAAAUGGACAAUACUUUCUUGAUUAUGGUCCCAAUACCAUAAGUUUUCCGGGCACAUGUAAUCCAACACUUCAGCAAUGGGAGAUGGGAGAACCGCCACUUCUUAUCACUUCGCUAGAAUGUCGACUUACAAACCCACCGUCCGGAUAG